AUGCCUGGUUGUCCCAAAUAUGACAUCAAAAUUCAAAACCCGGAUAAUGAAAUCAUACUCACAUUUCAAAAACCCGGUUCUGACACUCACUCCCAAAGAAGCCUACGCAAUCUAGCUGAUGACGAACUCGAAGACGAACCUUCAACUGAAGAAGAACUUUCAAUUGGAGGCGAUUGCGUAGUGCAGCCCCCUCCAAAAACAUCCGGACACCCACGCAAAAACGAAGAACCGCUACCACCUCCACUAAUACAUUGCGAGAGUUGCCGUAGUAUGGAACAUGAAACUCUUUAUUGCUCCUUGGAUUACAAACCUAGACCAAAUCUUGAUGCGAAUAUACAGCGAGCGAAUUCUGGGGUUGUAGGAUAUCGGGUACGGAGAGAUAUGAAGACCUGCGGAUUGUGUAUGCAAAUGGGACAUCGUAUGGCAGAAUGCCCAAACUUAUGGUCAAUAGGACUUAGGAAACGCAACCCUGUUAUUCAGACUCAAUGCCGGUCUCGGAAACGGACUAAAGGUGGAUAG
Molecule: messenger RNA, 519 nt
Organism: Orbilia oligospora ATCC 24927
Lineage: Eukaryota; Fungi; Ascomycota; Orbiliomycetes; Orbiliales; Orbiliaceae
Exons: 1
Coding region: 1-519 (172 amino acids)
Source: RefSeq, a predicted model, not a curated record